AUGACCCUCCAUUUGUCAUUUCCUCUUCUGCUCGCCUGCGCGUUCCCAAUCAUUUUGGCCGCGCCAUCAUCAUCGGCCUAUCUACAAACCGAUACUCCAACCCAAUUUCCAACAAGAAAUACCAAUGCCGAACCUUUACUUUUGGUUCCCGAGGCCGAAGGAGAUACCGGCGACAAUUCAGAGACAGGCCGACUACUUUCUCGCAAUGACGUAUCACAAGAACCUGUGAUAUAUGGAAAAGACGACAGCGAACGACAAAUAGCAAUGUGUGAAGCCGGAUUUGUGCGUUCUUGUUAUGCUGCAGUGGAAGCAGGAAAUUCAGAUACCAGUCCUCCGUUCACGACUGAUACUCUCGACACAGACUCGCCCUUUACUUUUCCUUCCACUGGCUUCCUUGUUGCUACUUUCGCUGCCUUUUGUAUUCUGGCUAUGAUUCGCAAAUCUCUGGGUCGGAGAACUGCUCCUCAGCAAGAGGGGAAGAAGUAG
This is a messenger RNA of Penicillium waksmanii, 486 nucleotides long. RefSeq lists its product as uncharacterized. The record is from RefSeq and is a predicted model, not a curated record. The coding region runs from base 1 to 486 and encodes 161 amino acids. Lineage: Eukaryota; Fungi; Ascomycota; Eurotiomycetes; Eurotiales; Aspergillaceae. The transcript has a single exon.